Messenger RNA from Acanthamoeba castellanii str. Neff, 795 nucleotides. RefSeq names its product kinase, pfkB superfamily protein. The transcript is spliced from 6 exons. The record is from RefSeq and is a predicted model, not a curated record. The coding region runs from base 1 to 795 and encodes 264 amino acids. NCBI's taxonomy places the organism in Eukaryota, Discosea, Longamoebia, Acanthamoebidae.
AUGAGUACAUCGGCCGCGCUCGGGCUGGACAAUGACCGCAGUAGUGGGCAGGACGGCGUGGUGCUGUUUGGCGCAGUGGGCCGCGAUCACUUCGGCCACACCCUCGUGAGCAUCGCCAACCAACAGUCGGCCGUCGAUACCACAGGUGUGGUGGUGUUGGAGUCGGCGCCGACGGCAGUGUGCAUGUGCCUCAGCGGCAAGGAGGAUCGGGCGUUUGUAAGCACCUAUGGUGCCACAGCGGCCGUGACAUUCGCCGACCUCGACCUCCCGCUCCUACGGUUCCUCGAUCUUCUGCGAGAGCUCAGGGACCGAGGGAUCACGCUGUCGCUCGACACGGGCUUCGAUCCGGCCAACCAGUGGAAGGACGGCAUACACGACGUCAUACGCCUGAUGGACCUGUUCUUCCCCAACGAGACAGAGGCGAUGGCGAUCUCUGGGAGGGGCAGCGUACAUGAGGCGCUGGAGGAGCUGACGAGGGACAACGACGCGCUCGUGGUCAUCACCACGGGGCCACAGGGCGCCAUCGCCAAGAGAGGCCGGCAGGUGUGGACCCACGCUGCCUUCGACGUACCCAUCAAGGACACCACAGGAGCCGGCGACUGCUUCACGGGCUCCUUCUUGGCGCAGUAUCUGCAGGACCGGGACGUCGACAAGUCCCUGGCACUGGCGUCCGCCGCCGGCGCGCUGGCCGUGGGUCGGGAGGGCGUGCCUCCGCACCCCAAGCGCGCCGAACUAGUCUCGCUCGCCGGCAGCCACGCGCUCAAGGCGCUCAGCGCGGCCAGCGACUGCUCGUGA